CACGGUUACAACAAACAAACCACCUUUCAAAAGACGGUGAUGUAACUAAAGUCAAAGUCAGAUCUAUGUUUCAUGAAACCCUAAACACAAUUCAUCUAUACAAAACUAACUUAUAAGACGAAAAAUUUAUCUGACCAAUCUAUGAUCAGAUGAUCAGUCUUAUCUCAUCUAUAUAAAACCGACUUUAUAACUCAUAUAUUGUCCGAGAUGAGUCCUACCUGACAAGCCCGGUUCAAGCCCCAGCCCGGUUCAAGCCCAAGCCCGGUUCAAAUUCUCAUCUACUUCAUUCAUUGCGCCCAUAUCCAUCCAUUUACUCUGCCAGCUAACACUCUUCUACUUUCUCUGCUUCUCUUCCCUCUUUCAAACUAAUUCCAUUUUACAAAUUUCCAUAAUCAAAACAUGGUAAAAAAACAUUUGUUUUCCUCCUACGUUGUUGUUGUUUUGUCUAUCUCAAUCCUCUUCAUGUCAAAACCAUGUUUCUGUGGUAUUCAAUACAUCGGCAAAAUCUUACCUGGUACACAAGGUUCACAGAUGAAUUGGAUUGACAGAGAGGGUAAAUUCCUCCUCUCAAAAAACCUAAAUUUCGCUUUUGGUUUCAUGACCACCGUCAACGACUCCACCAAGUUUCUACUAGUAAUCCUCCACGUAUCAAGCUCCACCGUGAUUUGGACUGCAAAUAGAGCAAAACCUGUUUCCAAUUCUGAUAACUUCGUCUUUGAUCAAAAAGGAAAUGCUUUUUUAUCAAAAGAUGGUGUUUUGAUUUGGUCUACAAACACAAUUAACAAAGGGGUUUCUUCAAUGGUGUUGCAGGAUAAUGGAAACUUGGUUUUGCUUGGGGGUGAUAAUAACAGUACGGUGAUUUGGCAGAGUUUUGAUUUUCCGACUGAUACUUUGUUGCCUCAACAGGUUUUCAAAAAGGGGAUGAAGCUUACUAGUGAGCCUGGUUCGAAUAGUUUGGUUUAUGCUCUUGAGAUUGAAUCUGGGAAUGUUGUUCUUUCUGCUGGGUUUAGAGUACCACAGGUUUAUUGGACUAUGCAGAAGGAUAACCGGAAGACGGUUGAUAAGGAUGGUGAUGUCGUGGUUUCGGCGAAUCUUAGUGAUAACUCUUGGAGAUUUUAUGAUGAGAAGAAGUCUUUGUUGUGGCAGUUCAUAUUCUCGGCUGAUGCGGGUGAUAAUGCGACAUGGAUUGCUGUUUUGGGAUGGGAUGGUGUUAUUAGUUUCAAGAAUCUCAACAGUGGUGGAUCGGACGGUGAUUCUUCGACAAGGAUACCGCAGGAUCCUUGUGGUACACCGGAGCCUUGUGAUCCUUACAGUGUAUGCACGGCUAAUCGCAGUAGCAGGUGUAGCUGUCUUUCUGUUGUUCCUAGUUGUAAACCUGGUUUUGUUUCUCCUUGUGAUGAUGGUAAACCAGAAAAAUCUGUUGAACUUUUGAAAGGUGAUGAUGGGAUUAGUUACUUUGCUCUUGAUUAUCUGCAGCCAUUUUCGAAAACUGAUUUGGCUGGGUGUCAAACUUCGUGUCGUGGUAAUUGCUCUUGUCUUGCAAUGUUCUUUCAUAAGAGUUCAGGAAACUGUUUCCUUCUGGAGAGUGUAGGAAGUUUUCAGAAAUCUGGUAAUGGUGAUUCUGGUUAUGUUUCUUACAUUAAGGUAUCGAGUGAUGGAGGCGAAAAAGGAAGUGGAGUUAGACCUACACACAUCGUUGUCAUUGUUGUUAUUGUUGUAUUAACUUUGUUUGUGAUUUCUGUUCUGAUCUUUGUUGGGGUAAGAUACUACAGGAAAAAGAAAAUGUUACCUGAAUCUCCAAGGGAGAAUUCAGAAGAGGACAAUUUCUUGGAGAAUUUAACCGGUAUGCCAAUACGUUACCGAUACAAAGAUCUUGAAGUUGCAACUAAUAACUUCUCAGUGAAGCUUGGUCAAGGAGGUUUUGGCUCAGUUUAUAAAGGAGUUCUACCUGAUGGAACUCAAUUAGCCGUGAAGCAACUGGAAGGUAUUGGUCAAGGGAAGAAAGAGUUCAGAGCCGAAGUUAGCAUCAUUGGAAGCAUUCAUCAUCUUAAUUUGGUAAGGCUUAAAGGCUUUUGCGCAGACGGAACUCAUAGGCUUUUAGUUUACGAGUAUAUGGCAAAUAACUCGUUGGAUAAAUGGAUAUUCAAGAAGAAAAAAGGCGAAUUUCUUUUGGAUUGGGAUACAAGGUAUAACAUAGCAGUGGGAACAGCGAAAGGGCUAGCGUAUCUGCACGAAGAUUGUGACUCAAAGAUUGUUCAUUGUGACAUCAAGCCAGAAAACGUACUUCUCGACGAUCAUUUCAUGGCUAAAGUUUCCGAUUUCGGUUUAGCCAAGCUGAUGAACCGAGAACAAAGCCAUGUCUUCACAACGCUAAGAGGAACACGCGGCUACCUCGCACCAGAGUGGAUAACAAACUACGCUAUAUCAGAGAAAAGCGACGUAUACAGCUACGGAAUGGUGUUGCUAGAGAUUAUCGGCGGAAGGAAGAACUACGAUACUAACGAGACUUCGGAGAAAAACUAUUUCCCGAGUUUCGCUUUCAAGAUGAUGGAGGAAGGUAAAAUGCGAGAUAUACUCGAUUCUGAGCUGCAAAUUGAUGAGCAUGAUGAUAGGGUGCAUUGUGCUAUAAGGGUUGCAUUGUGGUGUAUACAAGAAGACAUGUCAAUGAGACCAUCAAUGACAAAGGUUGUUCAAAUGUUGGAAGGUCUUUGUACUGUUCCUAAACCACCAACUAGUUCUUAUUUGGGUUCUAGACUUUAUGCAACUGUGUUUAAAUCAUCUAGUGAAGGAGGAAAUUCUUCUGGUCCAUCAGAUUGUAAUAGUGAUGCUUAUCUAUCUGCAGUUCGUCUUUCUGGCCCCAGAUAACAGUAACUAUAAUUCUGUAUUUUCCUUUCUUUUUUUUGGUGUUAUAAUGUAAUAUAUUGAGAAAAUUGAUAUGUAAAUCCUGAGCUAUUCAGUCUUGGUUACUCUUGUAUAGGCUUGUAUGUUUGUAUGAUGUAAAUUUUGUUUUUUAAUUUCCUCAAAUUUUGUAGUAUUAGCCUAUAUUCUAUAACAUUAAAUUAAAUUUUAAUGCCACUAGAUUUAUGGCGUUCAUCAUAUCAACCACUUGUGUUUGA
This is a messenger RNA of Vicia villosa (hairy vetch), 3116 nucleotides long. RefSeq names its product G-type lectin S-receptor-like serine/threonine-protein kinase SD2-5. Gene Ontology annotation, biological process: protein phosphorylation. The record is from RefSeq and is a predicted model, not a curated record. The transcript has a single exon. Gene Ontology annotation, molecular function: protein binding; protein serine/threonine kinase activity; ATP binding. NCBI's taxonomy places the organism in Eukaryota, Viridiplantae, Streptophyta, Magnoliopsida, Fabales, Fabaceae. Bases 400 to 2865 code for a protein of 821 amino acids.